AUGAGUGACCGCUAUCUAGAGCAAAGGAUUAGUAUAAAAUUUUGCGUGAAGUUGAACAAGUCUGCAAGUGAGACCCACUGUCUUUUAAAAGAAGCUUAUGGGAACGAAGUCAUGUCGGGGGCCAGAGUUUUUGACUGGCACAAAAGGUUUAAAGAAGGGCGGGAAGAUGUUCGAGAUGAUGCCCGAAGUGGCCGUCCAGUUACUCACCGGACCGAUGAAAAUAUCCAGAAGGUCAAGGACUUGGUUGAUUCAAACAGGCAGUUAACAGUGAGGAUGAUGGCUGCGAAGUUACAUUUAGAUAAAGAAACGGUUAGACUUAUUCUGAAAGAAAACUUGAACAUGAGAAAAGUGUCUGCCAAAGUUAUACCGGGUAUUUUGAAGGGUGAUCCUAAAACUCGGAAACUUGACUUCCUUUCUGAUCUUUCCAAAGAAACUAGGAAAAAUCGCUUGUGUGUGAAGAAAGAGGUAACGAGUUCUGAGACAUGGAGUCACCUCCAGUGUGAAGCUGGUGGGGAAAUGCCCCUGACCCACUAUCCUGCCAGCCAGCUUCUGCAGGCCUCCUGUGCAACAAGCCUCCCCCCCAGGGCAGCUCAGGAUUGGUUCACACUGUGGUGA
This is a messenger RNA of Eptesicus fuscus (big brown bat), 615 nucleotides long. Its product is annotated as protein GVQW3-like. The coding region runs from base 1 to 615 and encodes 204 amino acids. The transcript has a single exon. NCBI's taxonomy places the organism in Eukaryota, Metazoa, Chordata, Mammalia, Chiroptera, Vespertilionidae. The record is from RefSeq and is a predicted model, not a curated record.